Molecule: messenger RNA, 982 nt
Organism: Triticum urartu
Lineage: Eukaryota; Viridiplantae; Streptophyta; Magnoliopsida; Poales; Poaceae
Biological process (GO): proton motive force-driven ATP synthesis
Molecular function (GO): proton transmembrane transporter activity
Source: RefSeq, a predicted model, not a curated record
CGGCUCUGCCUGCGUUACGCCUUCUAGAAUCUCUUCGGCUCCGUCCUCCAAACCCCCUCACCAAGAAAGCAGAGGUGAACCAACCAGCGAAACCGUCAUCAAAUUGGUCGCGAGUUUGUGCGUACCGAUCUACCUCUAACCUUCUCCUCCGCAUUGCACCUGCGAACGGCGGGCAGAUCCAUGGCGGCGCUGGCGUCGAGGAUGGCGCUGCAGUCCAGGGCGGCGUUGGCCUCGAGGAUGGCGCAGCUGCAGUCCAAGGCGGCCGAGGUGACGAGGUUCGCGACCAAGCACGGGGGUGCGCUGCAGUCCGAGGCGGCAAGCUUCGCGGCCAAGCACGGGGCCACUCUGCAGUCCAAGGCGUCCGAGGCGGCAAGCUUCGCGGCCAAGCACGGGGGCGCGCUGCAGUCCAAGGCGUCCGAGGCGGCAAGCAUCGCGGCCAAGCACGGGGCCACGCUGCAGUCCAAGGCGUCCGAGGCGGCGAGCUUCGCGGCCAAGCAAGGGAGCGCGAUGCAGUCCAAGGCGGCCGAGGCGGCGAGCUCCGCGGCCAAGCAAGGGCGCGAGUACCACAAGACGCUCAUGGAGAGGAACAGGCAGUACGUCGUCGACCCGCCCACCGUCGAAAAGUGCCAGGAGCUCUCCAAGCAGCUCUUCUACACCCGCCUCGCCAGCAUUCCUGGCCGUUACAAGGCUUUCUGGAAAGAGGUUGAUGCUGUAAAGCUCUUGCUGAAAAACAGAAAGGACCUGAAGGCUGAGCAAGCCGGGGUUGCCGCAUUGUUUGGCAUUGAGUUGUAUGCAUGGCUUCGUGCCGGUGAGUUUAUUGGUAGAGGAUUUACCCUCACAGGUUGAUCGCUGACGUCUAGCAUGAGCGCACAUUAUUAGUCUACAUACAUUUGCCGUCUAGCUAUGAGCGUACAUUGUUAGUCUACAUUUGCCAUCGGAUACAGUGUUCGUUGAUCGAAAGUUUGUGCUUUUCUAGUUUGUU